Molecule: messenger RNA, 1296 nt
Organism: Cylindrotheca closterium
Lineage: Eukaryota; Bacillariophyta; Bacillariophyceae; Bacillariales; Bacillariaceae
Source: the annotation of a GenBank genome assembly
AUGCUACCUACAUUGAAUACGAUGGCGUUAAAGGUGCUAGUUCUAUGUUUGGCUAGCAUUGGAUUGUCCCAUGGAUUUCUUGGUACACAAAGACACAACCAGAUUGUAAAGCGAAUCGCAAAUUCAAAUCCACUUCAUGCAAAGGCUGCGAAGAAAAAAAAAAAAAAAACAAGCGAUGCUUCAUCUGGUGGCGGUUUUGGAAGGGCGCCAGAUAUGCAAAAAACGAAAGAAGUAAAUGCCUUUUCUGUUUUUCCAGCAUUAGAAGAAGAAGUUGCUGGAACACUCGUUCCCUCUGUCUCUGAGCUUAUUAAUGAACCAGGGGAGUUGCCAGGCGAAAUCUACGAUCGUUUGGAUCAGAUCUACGGCUUUCCAAAUUUCAAUUCUUUCACUCCAAAAGAAACAACAACAUCCUUUGCAGAUCUGAUUUCAGCGCCAACAGCGAAUGAUAAUUCAAAAAUAUCAAAUGGUGAUUUUGCGUCUCUCUUGGCCACUGCUACUGGCGAAACAAUUCCUACUUCUGCAGGUGAAGGGGGAGGUGAAGACUCGACAAUUGACUCGAUCUCAAAAAUUGAGCCCUUUGCGAAGAUGAGGGUGUUACACAUUGAUCCUCUUGUAAUCGCUGUUGAUAACUUCUUCACGGAUGACGAAUGCGAUCGUUAUAUCGCAAUUUCUACAGCACCAAGCAAAAACGAAAAGGACUCACCUUUCCAAACCAAUUCGAAAACGGUAGGAAAAGAUGCCCUGGCCAAGGCGCAAAGGACCAGCACAACUUGGUUUCACCAUUUUAAGAGUGUUCCUGAGCUUAUGGCCAAAGCGUCGAGAUUGCUUGGGUUGAAAGGAAUCAGUCAGUGGGAAGAGCCCCAGACUGUUCGAUAUCGUCGCCAAGAAAAGUUUACAUGGCACUUGGAUGCUCUUUCUCCUUCCGAACCUGCUUCUGAGAUCCCUGGAGGUCAACGAAUAGCAACUCUCCUCGUGUACCUUUCCGAGCUUAAUAAGGAAGAUGGCGGAGCAACAAUAUUCAGAGACCUCUCAGCCGAUGGCACUAUGCUGAAAGUUCAACCCCAAAAGGGCUCUGCUCUACUCUUCUUUCCUGCAGCAGGUGGAAUCCCAAAUGCGCCCUUUGAUAUUCGGACCCUUCAUUGCGGCGAGGCUGUGAGCCAGGCCGCAAUGCAGGAUAAAUGGAUUUCACAACUGUGGUUGCGAGAAGGGACCUACACGCCAACUGCACCUGCUGGAAACAACCAUGCUGAUGCUACAGAACCAAUAAUUCAAUACUGCACGGAUGGUCAAAUUUGA